Molecule: messenger RNA, 2043 nt
Organism: Molossus molossus (Pallas's mastiff bat)
Lineage: Eukaryota; Metazoa; Chordata; Mammalia; Chiroptera; Molossidae
Gene: REXO5
Product: RNA exonuclease 5
Cellular component (GO): nucleus
Molecular function (GO): exonuclease activity; RNA binding
Source: RefSeq, a predicted model, not a curated record
AUGAAAGCGGUAACCAUCUCCUGUGUUGUACGGAAAGCACGCUUACCUACCAUUUUAUUUGCUGAAAACUGUGAAGUAACCUAUGACCAGCUACGUGAAUUGCUGAAGUAUGCUGUUCUGGGCAAAUCCAUAUUGCCCAGCUGGUGCCGGCUUUCUUACCCCCACCUGAACAGCGUUGUGGUGCUCGUGCUGCAGGUAACGAGUCAGCCACACUCUCAUAGGUUCUACCUGGCGUUUCGAUCUCCCCGAAAGGCAUACAUGUAAAAAUUCCACUUGCCUUCGCCAUCUUCUGAUUUCCUAGCUGAUGUCACUGGACUUCAAAAGAAACAAACAGCUGGGGUUCUGCCCAAGACCGUCGCAGGGUCUUCACCUUCUGCCAGUUCAAACGUCAGCAUCAACCUACAGAGGCCCAUCGUUCAGAAGUACGGCUCUAAGAAAGUGCGCUUGACCCGCCUGCUCACGGAGGAGGAAAUGCAAGCAUUUCACUCUCCGUUACAAGGUUUUCCUGAGUAUGAAAACUUUGUAUCUACCAAAAGUGAUGGUGUUAUAACAGACAAAAGUCCUCUCUUUGGACUUGACUGUGAAGUGUGCCUCACAAUGAGGGGCAGGGAGCUAACACACAUCUCACUGGUUGCUGAAGAAGGUGGCUGUGUUAUGGAUGAACUUGUUAAACCUGAUGGGAAGAUUUUGGACUACCUCACCAGCUGCUCAGAAAUCAUGAAGAAGAUUCUGAACCCGGUAACGACCAAAGUCAAGGAUGUCCAAAGACAAUUAAAAGCACUACUUCCUCCUACUGCUGUGUUAGUGGGCUACUCCUCAGACUUGGAUCUCAAAGCACUAAAGAUGAUACAUCCAUAUGUUAUUGAUACAUCAUUGCUUUAUGUCAGAGAGCAGGGCAGAAGAUUUAAGCUAAAAUUCUUAGCCAAAGCGAUUUGGGGGAAGGAUGUACAGGGUCCUGGUAGGCUUGGUCAUGAUACCACAGAAGAUGCUAAAACAGCCCUUGAAUUGGCUCAGUAUUUUUUUAAGUAUGACCCAAAGAAAAUUGCAGAACUUAAUCUGGAGGCACUGGCCUGUCACCAGAGCCGCAGGCAGCAGGCCUGCGCGGAGCAGGGCAGCAGAGGCCGCUGGGCAGCCAUGCCCAAGCGACUUGUCCAGUGUGACCUCUGCAGCAGUGGGAAUGUGCUGCAUCGGAGCCGUUCAGGAAGUUCUGCACAUCAGCACAGGAGUGUUCUAGAAUGCCCGGAGUCAGUGGGUCCGAAGCGCCUUUUCUUGACCCGGGAGGAAGAUGGUGAACUAACUUCUUCCAGAAGCUGUCAAACUGUUACGUGCCUCUAAAAUGAAGAGGUUCUCCAGUGGGCCAGAGUGGAAAUGCCCCCGUUUCCCUUCAGCACCGUCCGCUUCUCUUUUGAACCCUUUCCACCCACCCUUACUGAGGAGAUGAAUAAAAGGAUGAGGGUCAAGUGGACAGAGAUAUCAUCUGUCUAUGCUGGGCCAUUUAGCAAAAAUUGUAACCUCAGAGCUCUGAAGAGGCUGUUUAAGAGCUUUGGCCCAGUCCGGUCAAUGACUCUCGUGCUUGAAACUCGUCAGCCACAUUCCUGUGCGUACGAAGUCCUGGAGCCCGCCCAGCUGGCCAUCGAGUCCUCGGAGGGCAUUCCGGUAGAUGACACCUGCAUCAAGGUGCAGAGGCCUGUGACAGAGCUCGCCCUUGAGUGUGACACCCUUGCCCUAUACCUGUCUGGAGUGAGCAAAAGCUUCAAAGAACACCUGUUGCAGUAGUCCAACCUCUUUUUUGGCUUGGAAGCUCUUAUCUUGCCUAAAGAUCCUAAAAGUGGAAAGCAGAAAAAACACUGUUUCCUGAGUAAAAUUCAAACCUUCGGCAGCGCCCAGAGGGCCCUCAGCGUUCUCACAGGCAGGGGGAAGCAGAGAGGCAGGCACGCCUGCCCCAGGCACCUCCACACCUGGCUCGGGAGCUUACCUCGGAACCAGGAGGGCCCCGGACUUUGCGGCGGACCUCCCCCUUGGAGCAGCAGGUCCUGCUGGUGA